Molecule: messenger RNA, 2823 nt
Organism: Salpingoeca rosetta
Lineage: Eukaryota; Choanoflagellata; Craspedida; Salpingoecidae
Exons: 6
Coding region: 32-2725 (897 amino acids)
Source: RefSeq, a predicted model, not a curated record
CUGCUUGGCUGCUUGGCUGCUUGGAUCGUGUAUGCGGGCGAGGGACUUGGACGCAUUGUCAUCACCAGGUCGCCCUUCACGUCAAAUCCCGACAAUGUCGCGUCCUACCGUGCCGGCGCUUGACCUGGGCAAGCUCGGGAUCACGCCAAACCCGCUGGCGGGCAAGGCGCUGCAGACGCUGUCGGUAAACAAGGGCAGCAGUGAGAACAAGGCCGAGACGACCACGCCAGCGACAACGACAACGCACACCCAUGCCAGCACCAAACCAGAGCGCUCCAGCAGUGCCGCCGGCAUGAAGCAAGCACGACACAAACAACAAGACCAACAAUCACAAAGACAGCAACAACAACAACAACAACAACAACAACAACAACAACAACAACAACAACAACAGCAGCAGCAGCAGCAGCAGCAGCAGCAGCCUGACGCGGCAGGCCACAACAAGCAGCCAGCCAUUCAGCGCCAAUCCAAGAAGCACACCACACCGGACACACCAGCUACAACAACGCAGGCAGCCGAGCCUGUCGCCAAGCACCCUGCAUCGCCGCCAGCACAGUCAUCACAAUCAAAGUCAGCACAGCAGCAACAACAGCAGCAGCCGGCCCGACCACGGCCAAAGCGGCAGCAGCAUGCGCCACAGAAGCACCAAGCACAGGGCCCUCCUACCCCUCGUCCACAGCAGCGGCCGCUCGUGGUCCCAGAUCGGGCGCCACCAGCUCCCGCUCCCGCUGCGCCUGCGAAAGAGAACGUCCUGCAACAAGAGUGGCAACCGAACAAAGAACAGCGGAGACCACAGGCAAGACCAGCGGAGCCGCCCGUCGCCGCCACCGAUGCCAGAACCUCGACGCGAUCCAAACCAGCCGCUGUCGACGGCAGCGCUGUGGACAGUGUUCGAAGUGGUGCCAGCGGACUGAGCACGCUGAGGAGACUGUUGGAGGGCGAUGCAGAUGAUCACAGCGCCGCGCGUCCAACGAACGUGUCCCGCACCCGCCUCCGCCCAUACAACCAACGCAACCUGAGCACCUUUCCCCCUGCCCCUCCCCCAUCCAAGCGGCGGGUGUUGCCGCCAUCAAGUGGCUCACACUAUAAGGUUCCCCAGCGCUACAAGCAGAAGCCGCUGUCGCCAGAAGCAGCACGGGCACAGGUCCGGCACCUUCUCGGCCGCGUCGCCAGCGCAAAAUCGACGAUUGACAACAGGCCUCCCAAAAGCAUGACACACAGCCAUAUGGGCAAGCAGCGUGCGAAGCAACGACAGGCCAAAACAUCUCAGCACAGGCGCUCGCGCCCACCCACCCAGCAAACGCGCCGGAAUGACGAUGAUCUGAUGGCUACGCGGCGGCUUGACGAUGACGGGGAUGAUGGCGAGGGUAACACUGUCGCUGAAACUUGGGGCGGUACAGAGGAGGCAGGGAUGCCAGCAGGCAAGCAUACGCCAACCCUGCUUACGGAGGCCCCAACAGACCCCCUAAACGACACCGUGCGUCUGAACCCGGCCCAGGCGCUCUGGGCUGACACGGACGCAACGGCAACGGCAACUGCAACAACAACUGCACGGUUGACAACUGAGGCCGACAACGAUGAUGAUCAUGUGGGAUUUGCCAACACAGACCGCAACGGUGGUGAAGAGCAUCAACUCUCCAAGACGCAGCGAUUAUGGCAGCAGCCUGCCUCGACUGACACUGAUCACAAUGGUGGAGGCAGCGACAAUGACGACGGCGACGAUGACAAGAAUGGGAAUGCCAAUGAUGAUGGCGCUGAAGGUGGCGCCAACAGUGCUCGUGGGGGCGACUUGCAGCGCACGCGACGCCUUCGGUUUCAUGACACGCUCACCCAAGAGUACGAGUACGAUAACGGCAGCACGUGCACUGACGAUGCUGCCGCUCGCGAUGACAGUGCACAGGCACCCGCUGCGGAUGCAGAUGCGAACAAACCGGCAACGACAUCGUCCAUCGCAGCGCUGUGGCAAUCACGUGCCACCCCAGCAACGACCACGGCCACAGCUGCUCGGGACACUGAGGGCACAAAACCGCGCACAGCGGCGUCAUCAUCCUCUGCAAAGACACUGUGGGCAACUGCGAGUCGAAAGGCGGCCGUGUUGUCAACAACGCUGGCGGGCUUUUCCAAACGUUUGGAGGAGCGCCUGGACGAGCUGACACGUGAUCAGGCCGCGCUGGACGCAAUGACGCGGCACCCGCUGCCAGAGAUGAUGGACGAUGACGACCACAUUCAGGAAGUCGUCAGCGCCGUGACGCGAGAGAUCCUGGACCAAGGCCUCGUUACAGACGGGGCGAUCCAAAGCGUGUUUGACCACCACAUUGCGCGAAACCCGCACAUUGAUCGGACCAAGCUCUUUCCGGAACUGCGUGAAUUGGCGGAGCAGCUCGGCGUGUCACUGAGCCUUGACGCCUACGACGGUGACAAGGGCGUGGAAACUGAUCGUCCUGAUGAGAACGGUGAUGAUGAGAACGAUAACCAUGAUGCUAAUGCUGACCAUGAUGACGACGACGACGACGACAACGACGGUGAUGAUGCUGAUGCUGGCCAUGAUGCUGAGGGCGGUCAGGGCGACACCACAGCGGAUAGUGGUCGCGAUGGUGUGGAGCAAGCAAUCGACCCGCCGGCCCUUGGUGCUGGUGGGGCGACAGGGGAGAGCAACAUGAGUCAGCCUGAGGAACCCACUUAUGGCAAUGACCCGGCUCCGACGGAAGAUGCGGCGACAGCGUGACCUUCUUUCCUGUUUCCUUCUACACACUUCUGCUUGCCUUGUACACACGUUUUUGGCGCGAAAAACCCUGGCAGUUUUGUACACAUUGAAACGACAUG